UCAACGUUACGAUGUCGUGGCCUUCCUUCUUUCCCAGCCUGAUGUGGAAGUGAAUACCAAGAACAUAAAAGAAACGACACCAUUGUUUGAUGCUGUUUCCCUUAGUCACUUUGGAAUACUUCAGAAGCUAGUUUCACAUGGAGCAGAAUUAGACGCUCUUGAUGCUGAUGGUAACAACUGUCUUCACCUCGCCGUGAAGAAAGAUAAGUUCCAUUCUGAGGAGGAGACUGGAGAGCAUUUAGACUAUUUCUGGAAAAGGCUUGGAUUGGAAAAAGAAGAGAAGCUAUGUGGCACCGUUAUUGCUUGCUAUCUAGGUCGUUCGAAAGCAAACUUUCACCAAAAAAACAAUUCUGGGAAGACCCCAGUAGAUCUCAUAGAGUCCGAUUAUCAAGAGAAAAUAAAAGAGCUUUUCCCACCGUUUUGUCUGCUGUGUGGUGUUAAAGAAGUUUCUGUGACGUUGUUACCAUGUGGAGACAAAGUUAUAUGCAGAAAGUGCUAUGAAGAGAAUCAGCCUCGUGAUUGUCCCAAGUGUGAAAAACCUAUAAAAAAUUUUACUGUACCUGCAACUCCAAAAGCAGAAGACAAGGAAGAGAAGCAAGUGGCACAUAGCGCAAGAAAAAUUGCUGAUGGCAGUAAUCGAUUUUAUAAACUGGAGAAGAUGACAGAUCUAAUUAGGAAUCAAAUGCAACAGUUUCAUAACACGGCUAAUAACAGCAGACUUCACAACAGACUGGCAUUUUCUUGGAAAUGGAAUUACU
Molecule: messenger RNA, 758 nt
Organism: Octopus sinensis (East Asian common octopus)
Lineage: Eukaryota; Metazoa; Mollusca; Cephalopoda; Octopoda; Octopodidae
Product: E3 ubiquitin-protein ligase MIB2-like
Exons: 6
Biological process (GO): protein ubiquitination
Cellular component (GO): cytoplasm
Molecular function (GO): ubiquitin-protein transferase activity; protein binding
Source: RefSeq, a predicted model, not a curated record